Drosophila busckii is the source of this 798-nucleotide messenger RNA. RefSeq names its product syntaxin-8. Gene Ontology annotation, biological process: intracellular protein transport; vesicle fusion. The record is from RefSeq and is a predicted model, not a curated record. NCBI's taxonomy places the organism in Eukaryota, Metazoa, Arthropoda, Insecta, Diptera, Drosophilidae. Gene Ontology annotation, molecular function: SNAP receptor activity; SNARE binding. The coding region runs from base 121 to 738 and encodes 205 amino acids. The transcript has 2 exons. Gene Ontology annotation, cellular component: SNARE complex; endomembrane system.
AAGCGCAAUUGCAUUGUUGCGCUUGUUUUUCAUUGACAAAAACAAAAGAAUUGCGAAGUACUUUACAAUUAACGUAUUAAAGUUUGAAACCCCUGAGAGAGAUAAGAAAAAGACAGAUUAAUGGCGCUCGUGGAUCAUGACUCAUGGGACAUUGCUUAUGAGGGCUGCGAGCGGGUGUGUCAACAGAUGUUGACGCAGCUGCAGCAACAGCCACAAGCAGAGUCGGCCACUGAGACAAAAUCCAAGCUGGAACGUUUACGCAAAGAUGUAAGCCACUUGAAUAUAAUUAUUGAUCUGGGCACAGAAUUUGGCACUGAAACAAAUGCAAGCACAGAGUUCAAGUUGACGCAGCGGCGACAGAAAUGGGAGAAACUAGCAGCUCAGCUGCGCGAGCUAGAUGCGUAUUACACAAAGACAAUAACUGCAGCAAGUAGGCCCAACAAUGUUGAUGAGCUGCGCCAGCAUCAAGCGCAAAUGCUGGAGGAGCAAAAUCGUGGACUGGAGGUGCUGUCAGCGACAAUAUCACGUCAACGCAAUCUGGCCACACAGCUGGGCAAUGAGGUGGAGGAUCAGAACAACAUUCUAGACAAUCUUGCAAAUAACAUGGAUCGCGUGGAGUCAGGCGUACAGCGGGAAACGCGCAGCCUGGGCCACGUGAAUCGACGCGACAGCACUUGGGGCUAUUGGCUGGUAAUCAUACUACUUUUCGUGGCCAUACUAAUAGUUAUAUUAUUAUAACUGUUAUACAUAUAUCUAUGUGUUAUGUGUGCAAUUAAUAAAUUAUUGCAUUUUUUAUUA